AAUUGAUCAAAGAUUUUUCUUUUUGAUUCUAAACAUGUCUACUAAGUGUAUUUCACCUUAUAAAAGUGUCAUACAUUGAAAAAAAAAGUUUUGAAAAAUGCACAUCAUUUCUGAUCCUCAUAUCAAAUUUGUUUCUCCCUUUAAAGAAUGACACGUUCCCGCAUCAUUAAAAUGGCAAACAACGAAUUACGCAUGUAGGAGAAGAAAUGGGCUUGAAUUGGAGGUUUGAAUAGGUCACUCAAGGACGUCAAUUGGGACGCCAUUUUCUUUUUGUGUCGUAAAUGCGCAGUACGCUUGAUUUGCGGCUAGACUAUUUGUCCAUAGGCUGUGUCCCACCACCCACAUUUACACCCUAGCACAUUGCUGUUGUCAAGAACUGCUGAAUGACCAGGUAUGGCACCGGGUGGUGACAACGAUGAGUUGGACGGACUUUUUCAAGAUAGGAAUACUGAAAAUACAGACAAGGACACAGACUGCUGCCUCUGGUUCAAGAAUCAUUCUGGGGUGGCCGCCUGCCUAGCAUCCGGACUUUUCAUAGGGAUUGUUCCUGCAACGUCACGAUACAUACAAGACAGUGGAUACACGGCAUUUCAGAUCAACUUCUUCAACGAUCUACUACUUUUCAUCGCUGUUCUGUGUGUCGUCGCUUACCAGCGGAAAAGCCUCCUCCCUACGAACUGUGGACAGGUCUUCCGCUUGGUUUUCCAGGGAGUAGGUCGGUUUGUUGGCACGCUGUGCCAGAUCCAAGCCUAUCGCUACGCUCCUCCGGCCACUGCUGAGACCAUUAUCAACCCCAGCACGAUCGUUUUCGUUGUGAUUCUUUCCUGCAUUUUCAUCAAAGAGAUGCCAACAUGUGCCACCAUAUUCGGCAGUCUAUGGUGUAUGGCAGGCAUUGCUCUCCUUGGUUAUAGUAGCAUCACCAACAAGGACACCUCAACACAAGACACAGACGAUGUUGUUCUGGGAACAGUUCUAGCCAUCGCUGCAGGUUUGCUGUUCGCCAUGCUGAGCGUUAACAUCAAAAUCCUUCUGGAAUCCACCUCGAAAACGAUGGUCUUGACAUACGCUUACACCACAGCAACAGUUUUGUCAGGAGUAGCAACGAUUUUUACCACCAAAACUUGGUACCUAGAGCCUACUACUGCAGGAUUAUUGUUUGCAAACUGUGUAAGUCGCUGUACUUCAAUAGUACUCAUGUACGUUGGGUUGAAGCAUGUUGAGGUCAACGCAGCAAUGGCGUUGUUUCAGGUCGACGCGUUUUCGGCAUUUGGACUGCAGUGGGCAAUACUCGGCAUUGCUCCGACCAUGUUUGACGGAUUUGGUCUUGCAUGUAUAUUGAUAGGAACGAUCUCUAUUGCUAUUUGGGAGGGACUAGUCCUUUGGAUAGAAGACAAACACAGUAAAUUGAUCAAACAGUUGGAAUUUAAUGCCACAUUACCGUACGAUGACAUGUAAAUGUGUUCUGUUUGCACUAAGGCUUUGAAACUGUGAAAUUAACGGAAGUAGGAAUAUAUUUAAGAGUUUUUUCUAGCAAGUGAAGUUUGAAACCACCGUCCGUCGACAUGGUAUCCCCAAAUGCCCGAAAACAACUGAUAUAGGUUACUAUAGUACCCUGUGAAAAAUGUGCGUUACUUGC
Messenger RNA from Branchiostoma floridae (Florida lancelet), 1636 nucleotides. RefSeq lists its product as uncharacterized. The transcript is spliced from 3 exons. Lineage: Eukaryota; Metazoa; Chordata; Leptocardii; Amphioxiformes; Branchiostomatidae. Bases 394 to 1455 code for a protein of 353 amino acids. Gene Ontology annotation, cellular component: membrane. The record is from RefSeq and is a predicted model, not a curated record.